UGUUUACACCUGCAGUGACAGAGAGACACACUCCGCCACUGACAGGGAAGCCUAACCGAUAUAAGAAGCCACAUUGUCGCGAGAGGUUAUUGUUUCGCAGACGCUCACUGGGAUUUGGCAGCCUCUGCCCAUUGGUACCCCAAGAGGGAAGCUACAUCCUCAGCCACAGGCUCCAGGAAGGAAGCCCUCUUGCUGUUCACCAUGGACGAGACAGAUGUGGAGCAGGUGACCCUGGCUCUACUAGAUGCAGCCACUGAUAAAGACUCAGAGGUCCAGGAACAGGUCAGAAAGUCUAUGUUGACCCUGGGAAAGCAGCAUCCAGACAGAGUGUUAGCCAUGUGUCAGGACUACCUUCUGAAACACCCAAAGUUGGUGGUGACCCACAGAGUUGUGAUUCUUCAGACUAUUGAGCUGAUUGUGGGCUGCAGGAUAGAGGAUGUCAGUUAUCCCAGGAUAAAGAGUAUUAUCUCCUUGGCCUCCGAUGAGAUGACACGGUCAAAGGAGGUCAUCCCUGAUUGGCAGCAGGCAGCCAGUAAUAUCUUGGUUGCUGUGGGUAACAAGCACAUCAAUGACAUCAUGGAGGAGAUACUAAGCAAGUUUCAGCCAGGGCUGCUGCCUCACUUCUUUGUGGUCCAGACACUAGCCAACCUUUCUGACUCAAAUGUUUAUGGUAUGGUACCCUUCCUGAAUGCUAUUCUGGGCACCAUGUUGCCCAUGUUAAGCAUGGCCAAACAGGACAAUAUGAAGUGGGUCUUCUCUUCUGCUCUGUGCCAUUUCAGCGACAGCAUCUUGGAGUACCUCGCCAAUCUGGACAAGGCUCCAGAUCCCACAGUCAGAAAGGACACAUUUUCCAGUGAAAUCCAUGCUGCUUUCGACAUCCUCUUCAGUAACUGGUUGCAAAGCAGGGAGUCUAAGUUGAGGCUAACAGUAGCAGAGGCAGUGGGCUCUAUGUGCCAUCUGAUGGCCAGUGAUAAACUGGAGGAGCAGAUUCCUAAACUCAUUCCUGCCAUCCUGUCCCUGUACAAGAAAAAUAACGAGCACUAUGUCAUUAGCAAGAGUUUGUGCCAAGUGCUUGAUGCUUCUGUCAACAUGGGCAGCAGGGUGCUGGAAACACAACUGGACAGUCUGCUCUUUGCACUGCAUCAACAGGUGUCUGCCCCUGUUGAUUACAGCAACCCUCCUACAAUCAAGAACCACAAUGAGGUCCUGCGCUGCUUCAGCAUACUAGCUAAGUCUUUCCCAGACCGGCUGGUUAUGUUUGUUCUUCAGAAGUUGGAGAACAGUAAUGAGCGAAGCAGGGUGGGCUCCCUGGCUGUCCUUCGUCACCUCAUCAACUCCACCACAUCCACAAUGGAGAGUAAGAAGCUGCUGAUUCUGGCCAGCAUCAGACAACCAAUGGCUGACCACAGCAAUAAGGUCAAGAAGCAUGUGAUCCAGGUGAUCAGCGCGAUGGCUCAUCAUGGCUACCUGGAGUUAGAGGGAGGGGAGUUACUGGUUCGAUUUAUUGUCCAACACUGUGCCUUACAUGACACCUAUCGGCGGGACCAGAAGCCCACAGAUCCAGAGGAGGUGACUAAUGAGGCCCUGAGGACGAUGUGUGAUAACACCCUUCAUCUCCUGACCACCACUGUUGGACGACUAGCUGAUGUGCUGUGGCCAAAGCUGCUGUACUAUCUGACCCCUUCACAGUACAGCAAUGCCACCACUCCUCUGUGCAAGAGUCUGGUAGUGCUGGGCACCAAGAAGAAAAACAACCACGAGCCCAGCUUCAACAUAGACUUCACACAGGAAGUCAAUCUGCCCUCUCCUCAAACACUAAUGGUCAGACUGAUGGUGAAUGCAGCGUUCCCAUUCAAUAGCAGAGGUCAUGGAGCUCCAUCCCUCUCUCUCCUCCAAAUCCUCAGUGUCAACAUUCACCCCAAUACAGAGAUACUCUGGGAGAAAGAGAUACCUCCUCUGCUUUCAGUGCUAGAGGAGUCAACGGCAGAGAGCCUGGAUAAGAAGUGCUGGAGUGAAAAGUUGCUGAAGCUCUUGUCUAAAACCCUGGCAACUAUUGAUGAUGACAAGUGGGUGUGUCAGUUGGCAGCUGAGGCAACAAGGUACCUCUCCACAUACAACAACGCCUUAGAGGAGAAGAGUUUCCUGUAUCGAUGUAUAGGAGUGACUCUCCAACAGUGUUUCAAUAAGGAGGUGGUUAAAAAACAGCUGCAGGAGAUCCUCUUCGCAGCACGACACAAUGAUGCGGUCGAAAGAGAGGGAGUUGCAAUGGGCAUCGGCCUGUGUGCCAACAGCCACUUAGAGGGAACUCUGGCCAAGCUCGAUGAGUUCGGCAAAUCAGACGCCUUCAAGAAGUCACCAAGCAUCUUCAAUCUUCUCAAAGAGCGUAAUGAUGUGGAGGUAGAGAAGGUGAAAAGUACAUUAAUCUUGUGUUAUGGUCAAGUGGCUCUGAACGCACCUCCAGAAAAGAUAUUGAACCGCAUUGAUCAAGACAUCCUUCGCUGCAUCAGUAAACACUUCAAUACCAAGGUUCUGGGGAUUAAAGUAGAGACAAAGGACCUGACUAUGAAGCUCAGCUUGAUCCAGAGUGUCGGGCUCAUAGCCAAAGCCAUCAGUGAGUGUGUGAAGAAACAAGGCUACGUCUUCUCUCGCAAACAGGAGCUCAUUACUGUCAUGCUGGAUUUUAUCAAGGCAGAGCCAGCUGAUUCAUUGAGGACUCCAGUACGCCAUCUUGUGAUGACCACCUGUGCCAACCUAAUGCCUCUGGAGCCUGCGCUGAGUGAGAAUGAGAGCUUCGACCUGCUAAAGGUGUGCGUGAACAGUGUGUUCUCGCUGCCACCUGAGACACACACCCCAGAGAAAACUAAAGAAGAGGAGAUACUGGACCCCAAGCAGAGAAAGGCAUUGUACAAGGACACAUUUACUGCACUGCAGGAGCUGCUGAAAAGUGUACUGGCCAAGGAUCCCACACCUGAUGGCAUGCAGAGUGUCUUCAAGCACAUUGAAUCAUGGUUGAGCUCUAGACAUGACUAUGAGAGAGAGAGAGCCGUCACAGCUACUGCUCACUUACUGGCUUACUACCUGGAUAACCUGACUGUCAAGAACAUGGUGUCUUUUCACAAUCUUGGAGCUCUGCUGGGUCGACUGUCUCCACGAUGUUCUGAUCCUCACCCUGUUGUACGCACUGCUGCUGUUGAUUGUAUAUACACGCUGCUUUACAUACAGCUACGAUAUGAAGGUUUCUCCUUAGAUUAUAAGGAUGAAGCUGUGGACAGUCUCUUGCCCAUCAAAGACCGAUUAGAAAACCCGGACCACUCAGUUCUAUAUAAGACCUGCUCUGACCUCACCAAGGUGAUGAGUAAGCGUCUGCCGCAGCAGCAGCUGACAACAUUGGUGUUCAUGUUGUUUGAAGGGCUGGUCGACAGUCAGACAAACUGCUGCAGAGCUUCAUCUGUCAUCCUAAAUACUCUGCUCAAGAACAGAGGAGGGGGACUACAAGAGCUGGUGCCAGAGAUGCUGGAGGUGCUUCAUGUGCGUCUGCAGGGCAUCACAGAGGAGCAGGUGAGAGUGGCAGCAGGACAGACGGUACUAAUCCUGGCUUCUCAGCAUCUACAGACUGUUGUCAGUACACUAGUUAACCAACCACUUCCUUAUGACAGCUGGACCAGUGAGAUGUGGAUGGCCUUGGGAGCAGACCCCAUCGUAGCCAAACAGAUCAUUGAAAUGGUGAUGGAGAAGCUACUCAUCAUGGCGCCCUACGUCGACAAGAAAGAGUCAAUGGUCAGAGGAGGGACAACAAAGGUGGCCACCAAUCAGCCACUGGCUAUGACAUGUGGCCUCAAAGAACUGUUAUUAAAUGGCCAGAGUCAGGAGCCGGCAGCCAGCCUGUUCCCUCAGCUCUUCUCGUGUCUCACUGUCAGACUGGGAGCGAGUGUCGGAGUCUCAGCACCGAAGGACAACAACACCAAACAUGCUGCCUCGGUCCAUGUAGCAGGGGUAGCAGCUGAUGCCCUGCGAAUCUUGUUAGCACGGGCCCAGUUAGAUGAGGUGAUGAACAGAAUGGAUGAAGACAAGGCCUGGGAUGCAAUAAAGGAACCAAAUGCACACAUUACUGGAGUUACGCUCCUGGCAAGGGCAAUGUCAAAGCAUGCUGGUCCCAGGUUGCCCGCCAUUGUGGAGUGUCUGUGUCCCUCCUUGAACAACAUCUAUGAAUGCCAGAGAAUCACCGUCACUGCUUUCUUCUCUGAGCUCUUAAACCACCACGUGGUGACGGAGUUGAUGUUAAUAGAUGUGUUAAUGAACAACAUGAUGGAGAGGAUAUCAGACCCCUGUUGCACUGUCCGCAUGUUGGCUGUGCGGGGGCUGGGCAAUAUAGCCGUGGGAUCGCCUGAAAAGGUGAACAAAUAUGCCAAGGAGCUGCUUGCAGCCAUGAGUUCAGGCAUGGAGGAGAAAGACGAUCCAGGUAAGCUGAUUACGCUUGAAGCCAUGUCCGGUCUUUCUAAAGUCCUCCUCUAUCUGGACAAGAAGAACGUCCACUUACUGGUUGUCUACAUCUUCAUGAAGAUCAAACCAUUCUUGGAAAGUGAGAAUGAUGAGAUCCGCUGUGCUUCCAUCCAUCUAAUGGGGAACCUGUCCAAGUUUGGCUCAGGAGAACCAGUGUUCAAAGACCAGAUCCACAAUGUUCUAGUCAGCCUGCUGUUACACCUGGUUGACCCAAACCCACAGGUGGUCAAGGCAUGUAAGUAUGCAAUGCGAGUGUGUGCUCCGGUUGUGGGAUCAGAGCAGAUCACAGCCAUGUUUCAGAACCACCUCCUCGAUGACAAGAGCUUGCACUACGGCGAGUUCAUCAAUGACCUCACCAAGUACCUGAUUCAGGACUUUCCAGGUAUGCUGAACUUUUAUCACAUCUCAGUCAUCCAGUUCUUCAAGAGCAACUGGCCUGAGGUCAGAGCAGGAGCCGCCAUGUUCAUAGGGUUUCUGCUGGGAAAUCUUCCAGAGGAGCAUUUCUCCCACCUCAACAUGGGCACCAUAACUAAAGGUUUAGUGAUGCUGCUCCAAGAUCCAGAUCCUGUAGUGAGAGUGAAGGCUGCUGAGGCCAUGGGACAUUUCCACUGACAUACACACACAAUGACCUACACACAAAUCUCAGUGUUUCCGUCAGCCACGAGUGGUAGGAGGUCGCCACUUCAUAAAAACACGAAAAAAGUAAGAAAUACCUAUGGUUUAGUUUACAUAAGCAUUUUGAGCCCACCACUGAAAUGUGUUGUCAUCGUAACAGUGAUUGAAUGAAGUUGUUAAAACGAAAACAGGGACCAAAAGAGGAAUAAAUGUGGAGCCAGAAGCCAAACUGACGGAUUUACCAAUGUUCGAUAAUCAACACUGAGUACACACAUUCAUACCUACAAAUGCACAUAUAAUUAGCCAUUAGCAGCUUUGUUUAGCUUCGUUUGACACGCAGCUGUGGUACUUGAACGGAUAUGUUAAUUCUAGUGACCAAAGACUGUGUUGCUCUACACAGAUAGUUGUCUGUAGCGUUUAGCAUUCUGUCAGCGUGGCAAUACUAGAGAUAUACUGUGUUCUGUGUGUGAAGUAUACCAUGCAACAAGAAGUUUCUAAUGCAAAGGCUAAAAACACAUUUGAACUUCAGUAAAAAAGAAAGAAUAAAUAGUUUCUUCAAAUAUGAUGCGCAAAUGAUAACAAUAAUGCAUAUUCAAAAUACAUGACAAUGAUUUCACAUGACUCUGGCUGGUAGCUGAAGUGUGUGUGUGUGUGUGUGUGUGUGUGUGUGUGUGUGUGUAGUCAUACCAGCAUAUCGUGACAGUGUUGUUAGGUUUAGUUUCAGACCAUCUCUUUACUUCCAAUGUUGUUGGCUUGGUUUUAGUGUUCUACAGACCCUUCCUCUGAUCAUUUCUGAGCUUGGUCUCAUGAAGAUGCAAUGAAACAUUUAAGUCAGUCAAAUGUGUGGUACUAUGAGUACGUUUUUGAAAAAACUCACAUGGAGUGGAUCAUAGAAAAGCUGCUAAAAAUGCUGAAUGCACAAGAACUCCAGCAGCAGUUUGUGUUAAGGUUUGUAGUGGUGUGUGAGGGAUGUAACUCAAAGAAGACAGGGUGGCUACAGUCUAAUUGCUGUGUCCAGUAGUCCAUAUCACCUAGCAGGCUUUGUCAAAUCAACCAGCAAUAACCCGUCAGUAACUAUUCUGUACUUUAUAUAUCUCUAACAACAUGGCUAGUGCUUACUGAUGGAGCUGUAUGUACAGUAGCAGCAGUUCACACCAUGUCAAUUGGCUCCUUCAGAACAGAGUAAAGACAGUUCAUCCAUCUCCUGUAAGUUCUUGAAACUCAUGCACACAUUGGUGCCAAGCUCACCUCCUCCACUAAGCCAAAAGCUGUUUACAAAUCACUGCCACUGCUAGAGCUCAAAGGCCACACUGGACGCUUCCUGUUGCACAUAAUUUAUGAUGCAAUUUCACAUUACGGGCCUCAAGAGCGUUUAGCCUUGCGCUGUGCAGACAUGAAUUAUCGCAGUAACGGUGUCCGGCAUCCUGUGGCAGCCAUCAUGAACACACCAGCCAAAUAACGGUUAGAAUCUUUUUAAUGUGGUCAUCAUUUGUGAUCAUGUCAUGUACAUUUUGCAUCACCAUGUAAUCCACGAUUCUGAGAGAGAUGAACACUAGUUAAUGUUAGCCAGCUCCAGCCAAUCAAACCAUUACCUACCAGUGUUGUCAGGCGGAACAGACCGGUGUAGCCAUGCUGGGCAAAGUUAGUGCCAAAUAUUAACUGAUAACGUAUAUUAUAAUAGCACUAUAGAGAUUCCAUUGAUGAUUUUUCCUUCCAUCACUUUGAAUGCACUUAAUAUCAUUACGUCGUUAUUCCAUUAAAUGAUGGAGUUUGUACAGUUUUACGGUACAGUUGUGGGUUUGCAGGCCUCUUACUAUCAUGUAAAUAUAUGAUUGGGUGUUGUAUUAUGUAAGGAUGUCUCUUCAUGUAACUAAAUUUUAUGUCUCCAAAUUAAUUCACUCAAAUGCCAACAGGCAGGGAUGAAAAAUGAAAAAUAAUCCGUUAUGCAUCUUCAUUUGAAUUCCUUUGGUGACAAAAAACAUUUAAUGAGGUGAAAGCAAUACGUUUGUUCUGGAAUAAAUGAUUAUAUGUGUGUUCA
This is a messenger RNA of Chelmon rostratus (copperband butterflyfish), 7153 nucleotides long. It is a transcript of the gene mroh1, whose product is annotated as maestro heat-like repeat family member 1. The record is from RefSeq and is a predicted model, not a curated record. The transcript is spliced from 45 exons. Gene Ontology annotation, cellular component: cytoplasm. The coding region runs from base 202 to 5112 and encodes 1636 amino acids. NCBI's taxonomy places the organism in Eukaryota, Metazoa, Chordata, Actinopteri, Chaetodontiformes, Chaetodontidae.